This is a messenger RNA of Eimeria tenella, 1101 nucleotides long. Its product is annotated as Chromosome III, complete sequence, related. The annotation marks the transcript as partial. NCBI's taxonomy places the organism in Eukaryota, Apicomplexa, Conoidasida, Eucoccidiorida, Eimeriidae. The transcript has 4 exons. The record is from RefSeq and is a predicted model, not a curated record. Gene Ontology annotation, molecular function: protein binding.
AUGGGAGACAGUGUCGCGGAGCUGCCGCGGGCCGCAGCUAACGGGGACUAUGAUCUGGAGCAGCAGCAGCAGCAACUGCAGCAGCAGCAGGAAACGGAGCAGCUACAGCAGCAGGCGGAGCAGCUGCUGCAGCAAAUAAAGCGAGACCCUUGGAAAGCUGCCUAUUAUGAAGCAGCACUCCGUAUUCGAGAAGUGCAGCGGGCGUACGCAGAGCACUGCCCCAUCGACGAGGAGCUGCUGCUGCAAUGGUUUGACGCUGAGCGGCGGCAGAGCAGCAGCAGCAGCAACAACAGCAGCAACAGCAGCCUGUGCAGCAUCCCGCGCAGCAGCACGGGCAGCAGCACGCCGACGACGCCCAGCGCCGGCAGCCAACCUGGCCACAGCAGCAGCAGCAGCAGCAGCAGCAGCAGCGUAGACGAGGCGAAGGCGCUGCUGGAGCUGGGCCUGCGGCUGCAGCCGUCUGUGUCUCUGUGGCUGCAGUACAUUCGCCACCUGGAGGGAGCAGCAGCAGCAGCAGCAGCAGCAGACAGAGAAUGGCAAGUUCGUUUUGCUUUUGAAAAUGCUCUUUGCACCUUCCAGCUGCAUGCACUCGAGGGCCCCUGUUUGUGGGGCGCUUACCGGCACUUUGAGGCGCAGCUGCUGCGGCACUGGCAGAGCAGCAGCAGCAGCAGCAGCAGGCAGCAGCAGCAGCAGCAGCAGCAGCAGGUCCAACUCCAAAUCGCUCGCAUCCGCACUCUCUUCUACAGGCAGCUGCAGCUGCCUCUCGGAGGCCUCGGCGAUUUGCUGGAUGAGUACAGGGUUUGGGAGCUGGAGCACACUGGCAGCGAGGCUGCCUUUUCUGUGGGGGCUUCUUUGCAUGCUGCUGCUGCUGCUGAAUGGAGCCGCAGCAGAAAAGCUUUUGAAAUGAAAGUCCAAAACGCCCUUGAAGAGGACCAGGCCAACAGACAAAUACAUUCAAUCGCCCGGGUGUGGGGCGAGUACCUCGACAGCGAGAAGCAAAUCGGAGACACCGCGAGGGUUUUGGUGACUUACCACAGGGCCCUUGAGGAGUUGGGGGCCCUGAGGCCGGAGUUGUGGCGGGAGUGUGCAGACUACAUUGCU